Achroia grisella is the source of this 1030-nucleotide messenger RNA. RefSeq names its product pancreatic triacylglycerol lipase-like. Lineage: Eukaryota; Metazoa; Arthropoda; Insecta; Lepidoptera; Pyralidae. The coding region runs from base 31 to 927 and encodes 298 amino acids. The record is from RefSeq and is a predicted model, not a curated record. Gene Ontology annotation, molecular function: lipase activity. The transcript has 6 exons.
AAUGACAGUUAUUUAGUUUUAAUCGUCAACAUGAGGGCUCUGUUGAAAUUAUCUGUGCUUGUGUGUGUCGCAACUGCAGCCUUCGGCUACAGUUUGACGCCCACAGAUGUCGUCUUUCAUUUUUUCAGCAGGAAUAAUCCGACCGUAAGCCAGGCGGUGUACCCCAACAUUAAUUCCAUUAUGACAUCCAACAUCGACGUACAGAAACCAAUCGUUAUAACUAUACACAAUUACGUGGAAAAUGUAACAGGAAACUUCAAUGCAUUCGUUGUUCCAGCAUUUUUGGAUACUGCUGAUGAAAACGUUAUCGCAGUCGAUUGGAGCCCUGGUGCUAACCUCUACUCCCAAGGUCUUGGUAACGCUCCCCAGUGCGGUGAGGUGGUAGCGUCCUUUGUGAAUAUCCUGAUUCAGCAAUUGGGUUUCAAUGCUAAUCUUUUGCGCAUUGUUGGCGUGGGAUUAGGUGGACAUAUUGCUGGUAUCGCUGCUAGAAACAUUGUCUCACCAGUACCUUAUAUUGUAGCUCUGGAUCCAUCCCUGGUUGGUUGGACUCAUCAUCCCGAUAUCCUGAAAGCCAGUGACGCUGGUGUUGUUGAAGUACUUCACACAACCGCCGGCGUAUAUGGCUAUGACUAUCCUCUGGGCGACAUUGACUUUUACCCAAAUGGUGGAGCAUUCCAGAAUGGCUGUGGUAGUGACCGGACUUGCUCCCACACCCUUGCCUACGCCUUCUACGCCGAGUCAUUUACGAGUCAAGAGGAGGGUGCUAACGAGUUCGUUGGCACUGCUUGUACCAAUUAUGAGAGUGCUAUUGCCUCAACUUGUGACGGGCAGAGGGACGCCAUUUUCGGAGGCAGAAGAGAUAAGUCAGGUAUAUCCGGUAUUUACAACUUCCUUACGAAUCCCACCUCGCCUUUCGCCAGAGGUUAAGAAGUAAUAGGGAUAAAUAAUUAUUACUUCACAAUAUAGAAUCGGUCAAUUUAAGUGCAGUUAAUAUUAAAAUGCAUUUAUGAUAAGAACAUUGUUAUUGUUA